GUCAAAAAAGAUACUGAACUGUCAAAGUCAAAACUGAUGAGGAAAUGCGUUUGAUCCAAUAGUGCAAUAAUUUCAACUUUUGGCGUAAUAUCGCUAAAAAGUAUGCGUAAUUCAUAGAAUUGCAUGCUACAGUUAUAAAGUAAUUGUAUAAUAGUACAAUUCCAUAAAUUAAAAAAAAUGGCAAGUUCAGUCAUACUAGCGGGGUUAGGCAUGGCAGCAGUGGGUUUCGCCGGCCGCUACGUCUUACGGCAGAUGCCCAAUGCCACAACAAAAUUUGCAGAAGCAGUGAAAAAUUUACCAAAAUUUGAUUCCGAAUCUUUGGCCUAUUCAAAAUAUUACAAAGGUGGCUUUGAACCGAAAAUGACUAAAAGAGAAGCUGCAUUAAUUCUGGGUGUCAGCCCUACCGCUAACAAAAAUAAAAUAAGAGAUGCACACCGAAAGAUAAUGUUACUCAAUCAUCCGGAUAGAGGCGGCUCUCCUUUAAUCGCAGCCAAGAUCAAUGAAGCUAAAGACCUCUUGGAAAGUGGGAAGUCAUAAUGGCUACUUGUGCUUAGUACUAGUGAUUACCUUGUGUAAAUAGAACAACAAACUUAUAGAACAAUGUAGUGAGCAGUUGAUAACAUUGGAGUUGCCUGGAAGAUUGUAGUUAAAUAUUGUUACAUUGCUAUAAGGGUAAAAUAAUAAAUAAAAUUCAUUUGAACGUC
Messenger RNA from Spodoptera frugiperda (fall armyworm), 704 nucleotides. RefSeq names its product mitochondrial import inner membrane translocase subunit TIM14. The record is from RefSeq and is a predicted model, not a curated record. Gene Ontology annotation, molecular function: ATPase activator activity. NCBI's taxonomy places the organism in Eukaryota, Metazoa, Arthropoda, Insecta, Lepidoptera, Noctuidae. Gene Ontology annotation, cellular component: PAM complex, Tim23 associated import motor. The coding region runs from base 178 to 537 and encodes 119 amino acids. The transcript has 3 exons. Gene Ontology annotation, biological process: protein import into mitochondrial matrix.